AUAAGAAGCACUGAAACGAUUGCUGCACAUUCCGUGCUUUACAUUCGGUACUUCAAACUAUGAGACUGCUCAACACUGUGACCUUUGUAUUUCUAUUCCCAGUUGCCAUGUGUAACCCCAUCGUCGAUAUCAAUGUCAAAAUCGAUGGCACUGAUAUGAAGAAACUUGCCGAUGUUGUCUGCAAUAGCAACUGCGCGUGCCCAGGUGACUACUAUAGACAACAGACCAUACUGCAAUUUUGCCAGGCACAGGGUCAUACAGUACCUUGUGCGGGUGCUGGUAGACAACUACCAGUUGUUUAAAAUUUAAAGCCGAUGGAUAUCAGCCCUCGAAGAUUUGUUUCUUAAACUGCAUACAACAAAUAAACGUUCGGCGU
This is a messenger RNA of Cylicocyclus nassatus, 376 nucleotides long. The record is from the annotation of a GenBank genome assembly. NCBI's taxonomy places the organism in Eukaryota, Metazoa, Nematoda, Chromadorea, Rhabditida, Strongylidae.